AUGGCACAGCCGCCAAUUCGGGAAGGCUUGCCCCCUGCACCGGGGCUAGCACCACCUCUGCAUGGAAAGGAUUGCCUGGUAUUGCCUGAUUGGUGCGUUGAGGGCGACUCCAUCAAGAAUGGGCAGCUGUGCACCACUCAAUGCGAUUCCGGAUUCCAGCCCAAUGUCGUCAGUUUGGCGUGCGUCGACGGAGCUUUGUUCCCAGACUACUUUGAGUGCUUGAAAGGCAAGCAGAAGAGCUUGGCAUCGCUGAUCGCAGGGCUUUGUGCGAUGUCGGUGUGUGUCCUGUGGCUCAUAGGAAUGUUUUGCUCUGGCAUCAGUGCAGCACGCACACCCAAGAGGGGGCCAGAUCCGGAUGAUGCCGAAGAUGAGCUAGAGCCACUGGCCACCACCGACCGAGACGAGACCCAAGAUCUUGAUAUGGCUUUCAGACUCUCCAAUGACUUGCUGCAAGCUGUGGCCAGCACCGUCUGCACGGGUUGUGACAUCGUCCAAGCAUUGGAUGGCCUGCUGGAAUAUGUGCAGCAGCAUGAACACAAUGACGAUCUGGAGGUUCAGCUGAACAACGAGCUGGAGCAGGACAGCCUCCUUCGUGUCUUCCGGUCUGGCCAUGGCCGCACUGAAGACAACAUCCUCCACUGCAGCUGGUUGGAUGCCUUGGACGAGCCCUUGGGUGCGUUAUGGCUCUCGAGCUACAACUUCCAACACAAUCGUCCCAAGUUCCGCGGCGUGCGCUUGCCACAGCCCAGAUCGGGUGCUGUGCGCUUGUCGUUUUGGCGAAGCUCCUUUACGAUCGCUCCUCAUGCGAAGCGGGGCACGCGGGCAGUGCGGGUCACCUAUGCCCUGGCGCGCAGACCCUCGUCAGCUGCCUGCAUCUUCCCAAGCAUCAUGCAUCGCGAGGUGCACGGUGCCGUCGACUCGGCGAAGACGGUUUGA
This is a messenger RNA of Durusdinium trenchii, 936 nucleotides long. NCBI's taxonomy places the organism in Eukaryota, Dinophyceae, Suessiales, Symbiodiniaceae. The record is from the annotation of a GenBank genome assembly.